CCUGUGGGUAGGGUUGGUAGAGCAGAGUGUGUGCCAGGCAGGUGGGCACUGGGAGCCAGCAUGGCUCUAGCCUGGGCCCAUGUCAGCUUCACCGAGGAGUUGCAGUGCCCCAUCUGCCUGGAGGUGUUUACUGACCCAGUCAUCCUGCCCUGCGGCCACAACUUCUGCCGGCGGUGCGUGCAGGAGUGCUGGCAGCGCCAGGCACCGGGACUGUGGUGGUGCCCAGAGUGCCGGGAGGCGAUGGGUCAGGAGGGCCCUCUGCGACGCAACCAGGUGGUGCAGGAGAUGAGUGAGGAGGCCCGCUCGCUGGCCGGCCUGUACUGCCAGCAGCAUGGCCUCCGCUACAAGCUGUUCUGUGACACUGACCUGCAGCUGAUCUGUGUGAGCUGUCGGGACAGUCCCAAACACCAACAGCACCAGGCCAGCCCUGUCCAGGAGGCUGCGCAAUUCUACAAGGUGAAGCUGCAGGAGGUGAUCACUUCCCUGCAGGACCAAGCCAGCACCUUCACCGCCUUCCUCAGCGUAGAGGAGGACAAGAUCUCCACUGUCAAGAAGAAUGCGGAGUCACUGCGGGUGCACGUCAGGGAGCAGUUUGAGCAAAUGCACAGCUUCCUCCGCGAGAGAGAAGCCGGUUUGACCCGGGAGCUGGCGGAACACGAGGCCUCCGCUCUGAGGCUGAUCCGGGAGAACCUGCAGACUGUCCAGCUGGGGCUGUCAUCGCUGAGCGCUCAGUUAGCCGAGCUCACCGAACAACAGGCCCAGGGCGACGACGUCGAGUUCCUGAAGGAGGUGAGCCAGCAAAGGCCCCACGAUAUCCCACUGCCAGCUAAAGCAUCGACGGACCUGCCUCUGGGAAUAUUCAAAGGGCCUUUGCAGUACAAAGUGUGGAAAGAGAUGAAGGACUUCAUCAAUCCAGUCCCUGAGGCUCUGACGCUGGACCGGGGCUCGGCCCACCAGCGCCUCCUGGUGUCCGAGGACCUGACCCACGUCCGGCUGACCGACAGCAACCAGCAGCCGCAGGGGCCGGAGCGCUUCGGGCCAUGUGUCAACAUCCUGGCGGCACAGGGCUUCCAGUCGGGCAGGCACUACUGGGAGGUGGAGGUGGGCACCAAGACGGCCUGGGACCUGGGCGUGGCCCGUGAGACGGUGCGCAGGAAAGGCCGCAUCACCCUGUCACCGGUGGACGGCUACUGGACGCUGUGGCUGCGGGAUGGCGACCAGUACAAGGCCCUGGAUUGGCCAGCCGUGCCACUGGCCCCCAGCGCCCAGCCCAGGAAGGUGGGCGUCUACCUGGACUUCGAGGGCGGCCAGGUCUCCUUCUACAACGCUGAUGACAUGAGCCACCUGUACACCUUCAGGGACACCUUCAGAGAGCGCCUCUUCCCCUACUUCAGCCCCUACCUGACCAGCUGUCCCGGCAACGCUGAGGGCAUCCGGCUGUGCACGCCAAAGCUGUAACCUCCACCAGCACCGCCCCCUACCUUGGCAGAACCUCCACGUGGUUGUGGGGCUGCCUUACCUCAUCAGCCUGACCCUCCCCUCCCUCCAUCGUGAUGCUACCUUAUCUGCUGCCUUUCACCAGCCUGACCCCCCAUUGUGUUACUGUAUCUGCCCCUUCACACCAGCCUGACCCCCCAUUGUGUUACUGUAUCUGCCCCUUCACACCAGCCUGACCCCCCAUUGUGAUGUUACUGUAUCUGCCCCUUCACACCAGCCUGAACUCACUGACCAACCCCUACCAUUGUGACGAUUUCUGUAAUUGCUCUAUUAAAAUGAGUCAUAGCUUGGA
Chiloscyllium plagiosum (whitespotted bambooshark) is the source of this 1789-nucleotide messenger RNA. Its product is annotated as zinc-binding protein A33-like. Gene Ontology annotation, molecular function: zinc ion binding; ubiquitin-protein transferase activity; protein binding. The record is from RefSeq and is a predicted model, not a curated record. Gene Ontology annotation, biological process: protein ubiquitination. NCBI's taxonomy places the organism in Eukaryota, Metazoa, Chordata, Chondrichthyes, Orectolobiformes, Hemiscylliidae.